AUGAUCGGCUUUGCCAAAGCCAAAGCGUUGAUGCUGACUGCCGAAAAAAUCAGUGCAGAUGAAGCGGAACGAUUGGGAAUGAUUUAUAAAGUGGUAGAAGAUGAUCAGUUACAGAUAGAGGUUGUUACUUUAGCCGAGUAUUUGGCAACCCAAGCCAGCCUGAGUUUUGCCUUGAUUAAACAAGCGAUGCGGGCGCUGACUGCACCUGAUGGGAUGAUUCGUAUUCCUUUGAAUGAAGACUCAGACAAAGGCAAUGGACAAAUCGCUGAGUUUUUGGCUGACUUUAACGGAGAAGGCAUUCAACACAUUGCUUUUAUUACCGAUGACUUAAUUUCAACAUGGGAUAAGUUAAAAGGUUUAGGGCUGAAGUUUAUGACGGCACCUCCUGAAACUUAUUAUGAAAUGUUAAAAGAUCGUCUGCCUGAUCAUGGUGAGCCGACAGAAGAGCUGCAAAAGCGCGGUAUUCUGUUAGAUGGCAAUACCAAAGACGACGACGAUGGUUUUGGUGAGGGUAACUUUAAGGCAUUGUUUGAAUCAAUCGAACGUGACCAAAUCCGCCGUGGCGUAUUAGAAGCCAAAUAA
Oppiella nova is the source of this 582-nucleotide messenger RNA. The record is from the annotation of a GenBank genome assembly. Lineage: Eukaryota; Metazoa; Arthropoda; Arachnida; Sarcoptiformes; Oppiidae.